This is a messenger RNA of Arabis nemorensis, 237 nucleotides long. The record is from the annotation of a GenBank genome assembly. NCBI's taxonomy places the organism in Eukaryota, Viridiplantae, Streptophyta, Magnoliopsida, Brassicales, Brassicaceae.
AUGACUAGCUGGUGCGGAAAGCCUUUCUACGAGGUUGACUUCGGAUGGGGUAGUCCAGUCUGGACUGGAUUGGCCUCAAAACCCGAGCAAGACGUGGUGGUUGUGGUGCUGCUUGAUUCAAAAGAUGGUGAAGGUGUAGAAGCCUGGAUAAGCUUGCCGGAGCAAGACAUGUCCGUUUUCCUCCGUGACCAAGACUUGCUCGCUUAUGCCGUUCUAAAUCCCCCUGUCCUGACCUAA